Messenger RNA from Rhodotorula graminis WP1, 1113 nucleotides. RefSeq lists its product as uncharacterized. The transcript is spliced from 5 exons. Gene Ontology annotation, biological process: RNA (guanine-N7)-methylation; tRNA methylation. Gene Ontology annotation, molecular function: tRNA (guanine(46)-N7)-methyltransferase activity. The record is from RefSeq and is a predicted model, not a curated record. NCBI's taxonomy places the organism in Eukaryota, Fungi, Basidiomycota, Microbotryomycetes, Sporidiobolales, Sporidiobolaceae. Gene Ontology annotation, cellular component: tRNA methyltransferase complex. Bases 1 to 1047 code for a protein of 348 amino acids.
AUGGGCCGCAAAAAGAACCAGACGGCUCACCCCAAGACCAAGACGGACGCGUCGCUCCUCGCAGGGGCGGCGACGUACGAGGUCGGCAUGCCCAGGAAACGCUUCUACCGCCAGCGCGCGCACGCCAACCCGCUCUCGAUCCACCACCUCGAGUACCCGCCCUCGCCCGAGCAGAUGGACUGGUCGACGCACUUCCCGACCUACUUUGCUCCGCCGCCGAGCGAGGGCGAGGGCAGCCCGUCGCUCAAGGGCAAGAAGGUCGAGUUCGCCGACGUCGGCUGCGGCUUCGGCGGUCUGUCCAUCUCGCUCGCGCCUCUCUUCCCCGAUACCCUCAUGCUCGGCCUCGAGAUCCGCGUCCAGGUUACCCAGUACGUCUCGGACAAGAUCCGCGCCCUGCGCCUCAACCCGGGCUCGGUCGACCCCGACAACGCCGACGAUGUCGCCGCUGCCGCCGCCGACGCUGCCGGUCAGCCCGUCGCCAAGCGGCAGAAGGUCGAGGCGAGCGAGGACAGCGCGUCGGGCAAGCUCGCGCCCGUGCGCGGCAUCAAGCCCGAGCUGAUGCCGCCCGAGGGCUACGCGUACGGCAACGUGAGCGUCCUCCGCGCCAACGCGAUGAAGUUCCUCCCCAACUUCUUCGAGAAGGGCCAGCUGUCCAAGAUCUUCUUUCUGUUCCCCGACCCGCACUUCAAGCAACGCAAGCACAAGGCCCGCAUCAUCUCGCCCACCCUACUCGCCGAGUACGCCUACGUCCUGCGCCCCGGCGGGCUCCUGUACACCAUCACGGACGUCCCCGACCUGCACCAGUGGAUGACGGGCCACAUCGGCGCGUUCCCGCUCUUCCACCGCCUGACCGAGGACGAGAUCGACAACCUCGGGCUCGAGGGCGGCGAGGGCGUCGAGGGCCAGAGCGGCAGCGAGCUCCAGAGGGUGCGCGAGCGCGCCGUCAUGGAGGCUGUCAAGCGCCGCACCGAGGAGGGCAAGAAGGUCGAGAGGAACCAGGGCGGCAAGGAGUGGAGCGUCUGGAGGAGGCUCCCUGAUCCCGAGUAGACGGGCGCACACGCGCACGAGGGCGCACGUCUGACUCUCGGACGGUAUAAUCGUCGAUGGACCUGG